Molecule: messenger RNA, 1726 nt
Organism: Urocitellus parryii (Arctic ground squirrel)
Lineage: Eukaryota; Metazoa; Chordata; Mammalia; Rodentia; Sciuridae
Gene: Gtf2f1
Product: general transcription factor IIF subunit 1
Biological process (GO): positive regulation of transcription elongation by RNA polymerase II; transcription initiation at RNA polymerase II promoter
Cellular component (GO): nucleus; transcription factor TFIIF complex
Molecular function (GO): RNA polymerase II general transcription initiation factor activity; DNA binding; TFIIF-class transcription factor complex binding
Source: RefSeq, a predicted model, not a curated record
GCUUAGUGCUUGCAGUCUUCGCUAUUCUCUCCCGGGAUUGGAAGCCUGACACCUAGAGUGCGGCUUGCUCGAGACUAAGGGACGCGGGCCCCGCGGCAGACGAACAGAAUCCACAUCGGACUGGACCCGACCCACUGACCAUGGCGGCCCUGGGUCCCGGCGCUCCGAAUGUCACCGAGUAUGUUGUUCGAGUUCCCAAGAACACAACCAAAAAAUAUAACAUAAUGGCUUUCAAUGCAGCCGAUAAAGUCAAUUUUGCUACAUGGAAUCAGGCCCGGCUAGAGAGGGACUUGAGUAACAAGAAGAUUUACCAGGAGGAGGAGAUGCCCGAGUCGGGUGCAGGCAGUGAGUUCAACCGCAAGCUUCGGGAAGAGGCUCGUCGGAAAAAGUACGGCAUCAUCCUCAAGGAGUUCCGGCCUGAGGACCAGCCCUGGCUCCUACGUGUCAAUGGAAAAUCAGGCAGAAAGUUCAAGGGCAUAAAGAAGGGAGGAGUGACGGAGAACACGUCCUACUACAUCUUCACCCAGUGUCCUGACGGAGCCUUCGAGGCCUUUCCUGUGCACAACUGGUACAAUUUCACACCACUGGCUCGACACCGCACGCUCACUGCUGAGGAGGCUGAGGAGGAGUGGGAGAGGAGGAAUAAGGUCCUGAACCACUUCAGCAUCAUGCAGCAGCGGCGGCUGAAGGACCAGGACCAGGACGAGGAUGAGGAGGGGAAGGAGAAGCGGGGCCGCAGGAAGGCCAGCGAGCUGCGCAUCCACGACCUGGAGGAUGACCUGGAGAUGUCCUCUGAUGACAGCGACGCCAGCGGCGAGGAGGGCAGCAGAGCCCCCAAGGCCAAGAAGAAGAAGCCACUGACCAAGGCGGGCAGGAAGAAGAAGAAGAAGAAGGGCUCGGAUGAUGAGGCCUUUGAGGACAGUGACGACGGUGACUUUGAGGGCCAGGAGGUAGACUACAUGUCCGAUGGCUCCAGCAGCUCCCAGGACGAGGCAGAGGGCAAACCGAAGGUGCCGCAGCAGGAGGACGGGCCCAAAGGUGUCGAUGAGCACAGUGAGAGCAGCGAGGAGAGCGAGGAGGAGAAGCCUCCUGAGGAGGACAAGGAGGAGGAGGAGGAGAAGAAGGCCCCCACCCCGCAGGAGAAGAGGCGCAGGAAAGACAGCAGUGAUGAGUCAGACAGCUCGGAGGAGAGUGACAUUGACAGUGAGGCCUCCUCAGCCCUGUUCAUGGCGAAAAAGAAGACACCCCCCAAGAGGGAGCGGAAGCCGUCGGGAGGCAGUUCGCGGGGCAGCAGCCGCCCUGGCACACCCAGUGCAGAGGGGACCAGCACCUCCUCCACCCUGCGGGCAGCUGCCAACAAACUGGAGCAAGGGAAGAGAGUCAGCGAGGCACCAGCCGCCAAGCGGUUACGGCUGGACGCUGCGCCCCAGAGCCUGUCUGGAAAGUUGACCCCACAGCCGCCUUCCGGAAAGUCCACGCCCUGCAGUGGUGAUGUGCAGGUGACUGAGGACGCCGUGCGCCGCUACCUGACGCGGAAGCCCAUGACCACCAAAGACCUACUGAAAAAGUUUCAGACCAAGAAGACGGGGCUGAGCAGUGAGCAGACGGUGAACUUGCUGGCCCAGAUCCUGAAGCGGCUCAACCCCGAGCGCAAGAUGGUCAAUGACAAGAUGCACUUCUCCCUCAAGGACUGAGAUCUCCCCCUGCCCAAUAAAACUGUCCCCUC